CCUAAUCCAAAAGCCAAACAUACACAAACAUGGCGAUAUCCCAAGCGGGCAAGAUGCAGUCCUCUGUUCGCUGUUCGUUGUAUUUAAUAGUUCUCUGGGUCGCUGGAUUAAAUUCGUCGACCCUUCGUCUUCACCCGGAGCAGCGUUACAUGCUGCCGCAAAACAGAGGCUUUUUCACAAUAGGAGCAAACGAGGAUUCAGCAGACGGAGAUGGAGGAGGCGCCGCGGCUCCAGCGCAGCCUCUGGCCGCUCGCAGUGCCGCUGAAGGCGGGUUGGACUCGGGUGUCUAUCCGCAGCAUCGAAGCCGCCGGAGCACUAGUGAAUCGACCAUGCCAAAGGUGUACGGACAGGCCAACCUGAACGACUCCCAUAACCAGAUGGUGGUCCACUGGGCUGGAGAGAAGAGCAAUGUGAUCGUAGCCUUGGCUCGGGACAGCGCAGGAGCCACUGGGCCCAAAACCAGCUCCGUCUACGUGUCCUACGACUACGGGACCACUUUCACGCUCGUCUCAGACAAGUUUCAGCUUUCAGGGGCCAAGGCCAAGGACGGCAGCAAGCAGGUCAUCUCCCAGUUCUACCACAGCCCUGCAGACAACAGGAGGUACCUUUUCGUAGACUCCACCAACAACUACCUGUGGAACACCUUUGACUUCUGUAAGAGUGUCCAGGGCUUCUCCCUGCCCUUCAAGCCCACAGACCUGCUGCUCCACAGCAAAAGAUCCAGCCUGGUGCUCGGCUACGACAGCUCUCACCCGAACAAACAGCUGUGGAAAUCAGACGACUUUGGGGAGACAUGGGUGUUGAUCCAAGAGCACGUGAAGACCUACUUUUGGGGCGUGGAGCCCCACGACCCCCCUACCACAGUGUUGGUCCAGAGACAGGAGCCCCAGGGUGUCUCCACCAUACUCAGCAGCACCGACUUCUUCCAGAGCGAACACAACCGCAGAGUGAUCCUGGAGCAGGUUGAUAGCUUCCAGCUCAGAGAGAAGUACAUGUUCGCCACCACCACACGGAAACUAUUUGGCAGCCACGAACCCUCGUCUGUUCAGCUCUGGGUCUCCUACAACCGCCAGCCAAUGAAAGCUGCCCAGUUUAUGACCCGACAUCCAAUCACAGAGUACUACAUAGCAGAUGCAUCAGAGGACCAAGUGUUUGUGUGUGUGAACCACAUGAACAACGUCACACACCUGUACAUCUCAGAUACACAGGGCCUGUCCUUCUCUCUGUCACUGGAGAACGUUCUGUAUUACAGUCCUGAGGGCUCCGGCAGCAACACACUGAUCAGGUACUUUGCCAACGAGCCUUUUGCAGACCUGCACCGAGUGGAGGGCCUGCGAGGAGUUUUCAUCGCCACACUCAUCAACGGCUCAGUCAGCGAAGACAACAUGCGAUCUGUCAUCACUUUCGACAAGGGAGGGACGUGGGAGCUGCUUCAGCCACCUGCUGCCGACAGCCUGGGAGGAACUGUGGACUGCCAGCUCAGUAAAGGUUGCUCUCUCCACCUGGCUCAGCGAUGGAGCCAGCUGUUCAAUAUCCAGCUGAGGAGGAUGCCCAUCUUAUCCAAGGACUCUGCACCAGGACUCAUCAUGGCAACAGGAUCUGUUGGCAGGAACUUGGCCAACAAGCCUAAUGUGUAUGUAUCCAGCAGCGCCGGAGCUCGAUGGAAGGAGGCACUGGCAGGCCCACAUUUCUACACAUGGGGUGACCAUGGUGGUAUUCUGAUGGCUAUCGCGCAAGGAGGCGCCACCACACAUCUCAAGUUCAGCACCAACGAAGGCGAGACGUGGACCGACUUUCAGUUCUCAGACAGGGAGGUGUAUGUUUACCAGCUGCUGACUGAACCUGGGGAGAAGAGCACCAUCUUCACCAUUUUCGGCUCCUACGCCGACCAGAGGCACAGCUGGCUCAUCCUGCAGGUCAACACCUCCGACGUUCUGGGUGUGCCGUGUUCUGAGGCUGACUACAAGCGCUGGUCUCCGUCAGAUGAGCAUGGUAACGAGUGUCUGCUGGGCAGAGAGAUCACGUUUAAGAGGCGAGCGCCCCACGCUACAUGUUUUAACGGAGAGGAGUUCGACCGGCCCGUCACCAUCUUGAACUGCUCCUGCACACGCCAGGACUAUGAGUGUGACUACGGCUUCAAGCUGAGUGAAGACUUGUCUCUGCAGGUGUGUCUGCCUGACCCUGAGUUCGUAGGUGACCUCUACGCUCCUCCGGUGCCAUGUCCUGUCGGUACCACCUACCGCCGCAGCAAAGGGUACAGGAAGGUGUCGGGCGACAGCUGUAGUGGAGGAGACGUGGAGUCCAGACUGGAUGGAGAGAUGCUGCCUUGUCCUGUCGGAGAGAGUAACGAGUUCAUCCUGUACGCUGUGAGGAACUCCAUCCACCGCUACGACCUGGCCACAGGCACAGACCAGGCCCUGCCUCUGGCCGGCCUCAGGGAGGCUGUGGCUCUGGACUUUGACUAUGACAGGAACUGCCUGUACUGGGCUGACAUCUCACUGGACACCAUACAGCGGCUGUGUCUGAACGGCAGCUCAGGUCAGGAGGUUGUAGUGAGGAAAGAUCUGCAGAACGUGGAGGCUCUGACCUUUGACCCCAUCAGUAGACUGCUGUACUGGGUUGACGCUGGAGCGCAAAAGAUUGAGGUGUCUAACCCUGAUGGCGACCUGCGUCACACUCUGCUCAACUCUUCUGUCCUGGAACACCCCCGAGCUCUGGUUCUGCUGCCUGGAGAGAGUCUGAUGUUCUGGACUGACUGGGGUGACCGCGCAGCCGGUGUUUACCGGAGCUACAUGGAUGGAUCCAAUGUGUCCUGCAUUGUGUCUGAGGGUGUCCGCUGGCCCAAUGGGAUCACAGCUGACGACCACUGGCUGUACUGGACCGAAGCCUACAGUGACCGCAUCGAGAGGGCUGACUUCACGGGGGGCCAGAGGAGCGUUCUCAUGGAGGGGCUGCCCCACCCAUAUGCCAUCGCUGUUUUCAAGAAUGAUCUGUACUGGGACGACUGGUCCAGAAUGGGAAUCUUCAAAGCUCCAAAAGGCGGCUCCCAGAGCAACGAGCUGAUUGUCGGCAGACUAACCGGGGUCAUGGACCUCAAGAUCUUCUAUAAGGGGAAGAACAGAGGCUAUAAUGCCUGCGCCGACCAGCCGUGCAACCUGCUGUGUCUGCCGCAGCCCGGCCACCGGCACACCUGUGUGUGCCCUGACGGUGCCCCGACGGUAACCAUGCCCAACGGAGAGCUGCAGUGCCAGUGUCCCACAGGCUAUCAGCUCCAAAACAACACCUGCGUCAAGACCGAGCACAGCUGUUUGCCCAACCAGUACCGCUGCUCUAACGGGCGUUGCAUCAGCAGCAUCUGGAAGUGUGACAGCGACAACGACUGUGGAGACAUGAGUGAUGAACAGGAGUGCCCCACUACGACCUGUGACCCGUCCAAUCAGUUCCGUUGCGUGGCCUCAGGGUCCUGCAUCCCCCUGGCCUUCAAAUGUGACCAUGAAGAUGACUGCGGAGACAACAGCGAUGAGGAGCACUGUGAGUCUCACCAGUGUGGCACAGGAGAGUUUACAUGUGCACGAGGUGUUUGUAUCCGCGAGGCAUGGCGCUGUGACGGAGAUAAUGACUGCAGAGAUUGGUCAGAUGAGGCCAACUGCACAGUUGGCCACCAUACAUGUGAGGCCAAUAGCUUCCAGUGUCACACCGGUCACUGUAUACCUCAGCGCUGGAUGUGUGACGGUGAUGAUGACUGCCAGGAUGACUCUGACGAAGACCCCCAAUAUUGUGGUGGAACUCGCUGUAAUGGCUUCUCCUGCUCCAACCACACCUGCCUCCCAGCAACAGCACACUGCAACGGCAUUCAGGAGUGUUCAGACGGAGCUGAUGAGCACAACUGUGACCCGCUGUGCACUCGCUACAUGGAGUUCGUAUGCAAGAACCGAGCCCAGUGUCUGUUUCAGUCCCUGGUUUGUGACGGGAUCAAACACUGUGAAGACGGAUCGGAUGAGGACACAGAGUAUGCUGGAUGUGCCACGCCGUCUGAGUUUGGCAAAGUGUGCGAUGCCUACACCUUCCAGUGUGCCAACGGAGUGUGCGUGAGCCUGGAGUGGAAGUGUGACGGCAUGGACGACUGUGGAGAUUACUCUGAUGAAGCCAACUGUGCUGCUCCCACUGAGGUCCCAGGCUGCUCCAGGUAUUUCCAGUACGAGUGUAGAAAUGGACGCUGUAUUCCAACGUGGUGGAAGUGUGAUGGAGAGAAUGACUGCGGGGACUGGUCUGAUGAGGCCCAGUGUACAGGUGGUGUUACUCCUCACACUGUUGCCCCUGGUCCCUCUACGUGUGCCCCCAACCGCUUCCACUGUGGCUCUGGAGCUUGUAUCGUAAACACCUGGGUGUGUGACGGCUACGCUGACUGUCCCGAUGGCAGCGAUGAGCUGGGAUGUCCCACAGCAGCCAAUGGCUCGGUGACGCUGCCUCCAGUACCCACCCAGGCACCUCCUCCCGUGCCCGCCCCUGGCCGUUGCACUCGGGGUCAGUUCCUGUGCCGCCGACCCCCCCACUGCAUCCCCGACUGGCAGCGCUGUGACGGCCAGCUCCACUGCCAGGACGGCUCUGAUGAAGCCCACUGUCCCACUCGUGGGCCUCUGUUCUGCAUUAACGGGACUCGCUGCUCUGACGGUGAGGCCUGUGUGCUGGACAGCGAGAGGUGCGAUGGCUUUCUGGACUGCUCCGACCACAGCGACGAGGACAACUGCACCUUGGACACGCUGGCCUAUAAAGUCCAGAACCUCCAGUGGACCCCAGACUUUUUUGGUGCCAUCACCCUGACCUGGUCUCGCCCCAAAAACCUUCCCCUGGACUCAUGCUACUUCCUCAUAUACUACAGGCUCGUGGGCACCCAGCAGUGGACCAUUAUGGACACUCACAGCAACAAGACCAGCUACAAACUGACCGUGCUGAAACCAGACACCAGUUACCACGUCAAAGUGCUCACUCAGUGUCUGAGCAAGCUGCAUAAGACCAACGAGGUGAUCACCGUCAGGACACCAGAGGGAUUGCCCGACCCACCCAGGAACCUGCAGCUGUCUUGUGAUAACGCCGAGGAUGGGACGGUGGAAGUGUCCUGGAGCCCUCCGGACAAAGGACACGGCCUCAUCAGAGAGUACAUUGUUGAGUACACUGAGCGAGGAGGUCUUGAUUGGACGUCACAGAAAUGCACCACAACCCACACUGAGGUGAAGGAGCUGCAGCCAGACACACAGUACAGCUUCAAGGUUGCAGCAGUGACCAGUCGUGGGGUGGGCAACUGGACUGAAAUCAAAUCCAUAACCCCUAAGAAAGCUCUGCCCCCUCCCUCUGUGAUCGCUGACAGCAUCACCACCGACUCCAUGAGCCUUUCAUUCAGCUUCAACUCCCAGUACGAGGUGAAGCAGUACGUAGUGAUUCUGUCCUGGCAGUUUGACACCCACGUCAAGGAGAACAAGAACUACACAGUCAGAGAGAAGAUCCUCAAAGCUACAAACCUGACAGCAGGCACAGUGUAUGAGGUGGCUGUGUGGGCUCACACCAGUAUAGGAGACAGUCCCACCGCCCUGUCCCAUCAUCAGACCAGCGGCACCCAGCCAGACCGGCCCCUCCUUAAAGCCCGGGCCCUAAACCAGACAGCUGUGGACUGCAGCUGGACCAUCAGCGGACCCCCUCCUCAGGUGUAUGGUGUGUUUUAUGCCACCUCCUUCCUGGACCUGUACCGCAGUCCUCGUCAGGUCAGCAGCACCUCUCUGAGCCUGACGGUCACAGUCGACAGUGAUGAACAGUAUCUCUUCCUGGUGCGUGCCGUCUCUCCCUUCCUGGGUCCACCCUCUGAGUAUGCUGUGGUGAAAAUGAUUCCCAACGAGAGGCUGCCACCCAGGAACCUCCACCGCGUGCGAGCCGACAAGACGCAGGCCACGCUGAAGUGGCAGCCGCCCUACGACGCCCCAAACACACCUCUGACGUAUGCCAUCCACGUGCGGGACGUGAUCCGUAAGGUGGAGCGGGACUACAAGCUGACCACCCAGAACAACACGGUGGAGUACCUGCUGAAAGGCCUGGAGCCCGGCGGACGAUACAGCGUCUCUGUCCGCCUGCGCAACAUGAGCAAGGAGGCCAGCUUCACUCUGAGCACAGUUCCUCUUCCAGCUCCCGAAGCCUUGAAAAUUUUGACAGAGAAAGACCAUGUGUUCCUGUUCUGGAAGAGUCUGGCCGUCAGAGAGAAGGGCUUCAAUGAGAGCAGGGGCUAUGAAGUGCAUGUGUAUGACAGCGUGACCAACCAGACCUCCUACCUGGGAAACACCACAGAGACCUAUUUCCGGAUCAGCAGCCUGCUGGUGGCACACAACUACACCUUCUCUGUGCAGGCCCGCUGCCUGCUGAACGGCCAGCUGUGUGGGGAACCUGCACUCCUCCUCUAUAACCAGCUGACAGCAGGGGCCAGUGACGCCUCCCGCGGCGAGGGCCACUCGGGAGACAUGGCGGCGGUGGUGGUCCCGGUCCUCUUCUUGCUGCUGCUUGGAGUGUGUGGCGGCUUGGUGGUGCUCUACCUCCGGCACCGCAGACUGCAGAACAAUUUUACCGCCUUCGCGAACUCCCAUUACAACUCCCGCCUGGGCUCCGCUAUCUUCUCCUCCGGGGAUGAACUGGGCGAUGAUGACGAAGAUGCCCCCAUGAUCAGUGGCUUCUCAGACGACGUUCCCAUGGUCAUCGCGUAGCAAGACGUCCUUCAGUCACCUAUUUCUCUCCUCCCUUCUCCCCUUCUCUUCUUCUGCCCCCACUCCCCUCUUACUCCCCAUCACUCCCCAUCAGUGGCGCGGUGCGUCGGAGUGAAGAAGGAACAGGCGGAAACUUGGCUGCCAUCCCAAACCUGUCGAUGGGAAACCACCCCGAUUAGCAGGAAACAUGAAGAAAAAUGGAAAAGAGAGAAAUAGAUAUUUUUCAAAUAUACAAUGCACUUUUUUUGGAUGCGCAAUAACUUAUUUUUUAUAAUAUUAAAUAUAUAUAUAUAUAUAUGUGGGGUCAAAAAAGGACUGUGAGGAAGAGGUGGACACUGAAGCAAACUGUGAAGGAUUUGAGUUUGUGAAGCGCGCCGGGGAAAGAGAGACCCUAUUUGUAAUGCAGACUCACUAUCCAUAGGAGCGGUUCAUUGCUUGAAGCCAAAAUAAGCAUCCAGAGACUGGAAUAUAGAAUGCAAACAACACACAUUGAAAAAAAAAUACAAAUAUAUAGACAAAUGCUGUAUACAAUAUGUACAAAUAGAAAAUAUUGGAGCAGUAAUAGUUACAUAUGUUGGUGAUAGUACUGUGUGUACUAUAGCAGUCUAUGUAACAUUGGUGCCUAGUGUGAGGCAGUGGGAAGAGUCAACUGUGGGUCAUGUUUCAUCAUUUACUGAAUUUGAAUUGUGUGUGUGUGUUUGGAUGAUCACCAGUUUAGAAACUGCUGAUUAUUGUAAACGCAUGAACAAAGUCUUUGACACUCAGCGCAACCAAACUGCUCAGUGAUUGGAUUCACCAGUGGCACCGUGUAGUGUCCUCAUACGUAGAUACACCUUUAUUUUCCACCACCAGCACACUGUUGUAUGUCUGUUUGUAACACACGUACCAUGAUAGGAGAAUAUUCCUGGCUUUGAGGCGGGGGGCGGGGGGUGGGGGAUCACAGCAUUGUUGCGAUCAUCAGAACUAUUUGUAAAUAUUGGCUUUUAAUAUGUCCUCUCCUUGUAAUGCUGCACCAUCAUUCUGUAAAAUAUGUACUUUUUUUAAUCAUUCAGGACCACAAAUGAUCAUCCCCAGCAUUUCGCCAUAGCUGUAGUCGGAGAGGAAGUGGGUUCUCAGGGAACUGUGUCGGAGCGGACACCAUUGCAGCACCACCAUCGCCACCAUGGCUUAGGCAGCACUGUCCAUCUACUGUUGAAUGGGUACAGAAACCUUUGAGAAGGUCCUGGAUCAGCUGUGGGUGAAGGACUAGCAGAUGCACGUUAUUGUCAGCAGUGAUGUGUGCGAUGAAGAGUCAGAUUCAGGCUCACCACACGGUUUGGAGAAAAAAAAAAGUAGAUUAAUUCAAACAAAA
Molecule: messenger RNA, 8091 nt
Organism: Chelmon rostratus (copperband butterflyfish)
Lineage: Eukaryota; Metazoa; Chordata; Actinopteri; Chaetodontiformes; Chaetodontidae
Gene: sorl1
Product: sortilin-related receptor, L(DLR class) A repeats containing
Exons: 48
Coding region: 30-6740 (2236 amino acids)
Biological process (GO): post-Golgi vesicle-mediated transport; protein targeting to lysosome; protein retention in Golgi apparatus
Cellular component (GO): membrane; Golgi apparatus
Molecular function (GO): protein binding
Source: RefSeq, a predicted model, not a curated record